This is a messenger RNA of Exophiala aquamarina CBS 119918, 1578 nucleotides long. RefSeq lists its product as uncharacterized. Lineage: Eukaryota; Fungi; Ascomycota; Eurotiomycetes; Chaetothyriales; Herpotrichiellaceae. The record is from RefSeq and is a predicted model, not a curated record. Gene Ontology annotation, molecular function: O-methyltransferase activity. The coding region runs from base 1 to 1578 and encodes 525 amino acids. The transcript is spliced from 2 exons.
AUGCUAGACAACAAAGAAGAAGAUCUCGAGCGACUCGCAGAGCUCUGCCUCUCAACGGCGAAACAGAUCAAGGAGCACCUGGCAUCGACCGGGCAUCCACAGAUGACGUUUGAUCAGAAUGGACCGCAGUUCUUCCCUCAGGACAGCAGCCCCAUGGAGAUCCAGCUGGCGAGGUUGAAUCUCCGUGCCGCAGCCAAAAGGCUGCACGAUCUCGUUUCGGGACCCGACGAGGUUGUCGUUUGGAACACUUAUGAUAUUACCCACGACUUGAACGCAUUCCGCUACGCAGCAGAAUACUCGAUCGCUGCCGCCGUGCCGCUCAACUCGACGAUCAGCUACAGCGACCUCGCCACCAAACUCUCACUGGACCGCAAACAGCUACGCCAAAUGUUACGCCAGCUAAUCCAGAUCCACGUGUUCAGUGAGCCCACUCUCAACCAAGUCUCGCACACCGCCUCGUCCAAACUACUGAUCACGCACGAGGGUGUGGCGGCGUUCAACGGGUACAUCGCACGGGACGUGUUCCCGAUGGCGGCGAAGCAGUUCGAGGCGCUGGAGCACUUCGGGCACGGCAACCCGCACCCGCACGAGGCCGGGCUCAACUUCGCGUGCAAGACCAAUCUACCGAUGUUCGCCUACUACGAGCAGCCCGAGCAGGCCGGCGUGCGCGAGCGUUUCUCGAAGCUUAUGACUUACGCCUCGUCGUUCCCGGCACUGUCGAACUCGCAUCUCACGGCGGGCUUCCGCUGGAGCACCCUCCCGCCGGGGAGCACCAUCGUCGACAUCGCGGGCAACGUGGGCCACUGCAGCAUCGCGAUCGCACGGGCGACGGACCCGACCGUGAAGCUCGUGGUGCAGGACCUGCCGCAGAUCGUUGCGCGCGCCAAGGACCCCGCGACGAGCGUGGUCCCCGCGGACCUGCGCGACCGCUUCACGUUCAUGGAACACGACUUCUACACCCCGCAGCCGAUCCAAGGCGCGGCCGUGUAUUUCCUGCGCAUGAUCAUGCACGACUACUCGGACGCGUACUGCUGGAAGAUCCUGCGCCAGAUCGUGCCUGCCAUGGGCCCCGACAGUCGGAUUGUCAUCAUGGAUCAGGUCUCGCCGCCUGUGGGAGUGCUGCCGACGGCCAUAGAGCGCAUGAUGCGCACCCAGGAUCUGCAGAUGAUGCUGCUCUUGAACGCGAGGGAGAGGGAUAUUGGCGAAUGGAAUGAUUUGGUGGCGGGGAUUUCACAGCAGGAGGAGGGCGCGGGGAAGAUUGAAGCCGUCGAGACUGCUGCUAAUAGUGUAGUCGAGCCUGAGGAGCCCAAGACUGAGGAGCCCAAGACUGAGGAGCCCAAGACUGAGGAGCCCAAGACUGAAGAGCCCAAGAACGAGGAAGCAAAAGCCGAAGACUCUACGAGUGAAACCAACAGCGCACCGGCGGCGCCCGGCGGCACGGCUACUGCAGAAGCUCCUCGCGGUCCCCCAGCCAAGAGACUGGAGAUCAAGAACAUCGUCAGCCCACCGGGGACGAUGAUGAGUUUGAUAGAGAUUGGAUUCGUGGCUGAAAACGGGACGGGUGGAGGUUCUGUUUAG